AGCUCGAACGAAACGUCAAAAAUAAAAACAAAAACUGCGUCUCGUCGUCAGUCGGUUUGUGAAUUUUGGAUAUAAUUUGUUUGAUUCCUAUUAAAUCCAAUUUUUAAUCAACAAACAGCAAGAAUGGGCGACAACUUCGGAAUCCACCGCGGACCGCCUAGCAAGAAACAAUCAGCGGCUGCUGCUGCUUCUGGUGAAGGAAGUGAAGAUCGCACUCAGGGUCAAAUUCUGAGCGAUUUCCUAGUCCAGCUCGAGGAUUACACUCCCACGAUUCCGGAUGCGGUCACAUCUUACUACCUGAACAGCGCCGGAUUUGAAGCUUCCGAUCCGAGAAUUGUCCGUCUGAUCUCGAUCGCCGCCCAAAAGUUCAUCUCGGACGUGGCCAACGAUGCGCUGCAGCACUGUAAAACACGGACGAGCAACGCUCCCAGCUCGGGGCACGGAUCGUCCAAGAACCAGAACGCCAAGCUGUCCAAGGAUCGGAAGUACACGCUGACGAUGGAGGACCUGCAGCCGGCAUUGAACGAUUAUGGCAUUACGGUGCGCAAGGCGCACUAUUUUGUUUAAGGGUGGUGGCUGCUGGAUACGGGUACGGAUUUGACGAAUUCAUGUAAUGAGAGCAGAAUAAAAUAAAUCAUUGAUGUUUAUUUCAUGGAAUGAGA
Messenger RNA from Aedes aegypti (yellow fever mosquito), 662 nucleotides. Its product is annotated as transcription initiation factor TFIID subunit 10. The record is from RefSeq and is a predicted model, not a curated record. Gene Ontology annotation, cellular component: SAGA complex; transcription factor TFIID complex; nucleus. The transcript has 4 exons. NCBI's taxonomy places the organism in Eukaryota, Metazoa, Arthropoda, Insecta, Diptera, Culicidae. Bases 124 to 567 code for a protein of 147 amino acids. Gene Ontology annotation, molecular function: RNA polymerase II general transcription initiation factor activity; promoter-specific chromatin binding. Gene Ontology annotation, biological process: transcription initiation at RNA polymerase II promoter.